GCGCCCGGGGGUGCCCGCCUCCUGCUCGGCACAUCUCCCGCAGCAACAUCACCCUGGAAUCCGCGGCACGCCAGGGUCCUGUAGCGGUGAUGACUGUGUUCCUGAGCAAUAAUGGAAAGAGCAAAGCCACUGCCGGUGGCCAGUGAAAGUGGAGAGAAGAGCUUGCUGCAGUAGCUGGUGCUGCAAAAUGUGUGAGUGAACCCCGAGCCCUGCCAGUGUCCAUCCCGCUCGGUCCUCAUUAACUGUCGCCAGGAGGGAAACCGGGUACCAGAUGCACUAACCAGGCGGCUGCCACCCUGGAUCUAUAACUGUGAACUCCUCACUGUGGAAAAUGGUAAACAAAGACAUGAAUGGAUUCCCGGUCAAGAAAUGCUCAGCCUUCCAAUUUUUUAAGAAGCGGGUACGAAGAUGGAUCAAGAGCCCAAUGGUCAGUGUGGACAAGCAUCAGAGUCCCAGCCUGAAGUAUGGGGGCCCCUCUGUGGCGCACAUCCCGCCCGGAGAGCCCGACUUUCAGCCUUCCUUGUGCCAGCUCUGCCUGGGAGAUCACACUUUACAAAGAGGAGCUUACCCUCAGGAGAAGGAAUCCUGCUCGUGGGAAAGUCCACCUGGGUGUGAAGUGAAAGAGCCAUGUAAUCAUGCCAACAUCUUGACCAAGCCUGAUCCAAGAGCCUUCUGGACUAAUGAUGAUUCAGCUUUCAUGAAACAGAGGAGAAUGGGCCUCAACGAUUUUAUUCAGAAGAUUGCCAGCAACUCCUAUGCAUGCAAACACCCUGAAGUUCAGUCCAUUUUGAAAAUCUCCCAACCUCAGGAACCCGAGCUUAUGAAUGCCAACCCUUCUCCUCCACCAAGUCCUUCUCAGCAAAUCAACCUUGGCCCAUCAUCCAAUCCUCAUGCUAAACCUUCCGACUUUCACUUUCUGAAAGUGAUUGGGAAGGGCAGUUUUGGAAAGGUUCUUCUAGCAAGACACAAAGCAGAAGAAGCUUUCUAUGCAGUUAAAGUUCUACAGAAGAAAGCCAUCCUAAAAAAGAAGGAGGAAAAGCAUAUCAUGUCAGAGCGGAAUGUUCUCCUUAAGAAUGUGAAACACCCGUUCCUGGUGGGCCUUCACUUCUCCUUCCAGACUGCUGACAAAUUGUAUUUUGUCCUAGACUACAUCAACGGUGGAGAGUUGUUCUACCAUCUCCAGAGGGAGCGCUGCUUCCUGGAACCACGGGCUCGCUUCUAUGCUGCUGAAAUAGCCAGUGCCUUGGGUUACUUGCACUCUCUGAACAUCGUCUAUAGAGACUUAAAACCAGAGAAUAUUUUGCUGGAUUCCCAGGGGCACAUUGUCCUCACUGACUUCGGGCUCUGCAAGGAGAACAUCGAACCCAAUGGCACGACCUCUACCUUCUGUGGCACGCCUGAGUAUCUCGCGCCCGAGGUGCUUCAUAAGCAGCCUUAUGACAGGACUGUGGACUGGUGGUGCCUGGGGGCCGUCCUGUAUGAGAUGCUGUAUGGCCUGCCUCCUUUUUACAGCCGAAACACAGCCGAGAUGUACGACAACAUUCUGAACAAGCCCCUCCAGUUAAAGCCAAAUAUUACCAACUCUGCAAGACACGUCCUGGAGGGCCUCCUGCAGAAGGACCGGACAAAGCGACUGGGUGCCAAGGAUGACUUUAUGGAGAUUAAGAAUCACGUCUUCUUCUCCCUAAUUAACUGGGAUGAUCUCAUUAAUAAGAAAAUUACUCCUCCCUUUAACCCAAACGUGAGUGGACCCAGCGAUCUGAGGCACUUUGAUCCCGAGUUCACCGAAGAGCCUGUGCCCAGCUCCAUCGGCAGGUCCCCCGACAGCAUCCUCCUCACAGCCAGCGUCAAGGAAGCUGCAGAGGCCUUCCUGGGCUUCUCCUAUGCACCGCCCAUGGACUCUUUCCUUUGAACUGUCUGAGGCAUGGCCUCCAAGGAUUUCUGUGCGUUUUUAAUGUUAGUUAGCCUUUCGGCGGAGCUGCCAGCUGACGGACAUCGUACAAGAGAAUUUGCACAUCUCUGGAAGCUUGCACACCUUGGCAAUCUUAACUGCACACUGUUUGCUGGAAGCUUUUCGAAGAGCACAUCUUCUCAGUGAGCUCCUGAGGUUUUCAUUUUUACUCUUCCUUCCAACGUGGUGCUAUCUCCGAAGUGAGCAGUGGAGUGCGCCCUGACAGAGGCCGUGGUCUUACUAGGAGGAAGACGCCGCCCGAGGGAGUGUCAGAAAGCCUGUCUGGGCCAUGAUAUCGAAUCUUAUGAAAUGUGCCUUUUCUGAUGAGAUCGUGUUAGCUCCAAAGCCUUUCCUCUUGCGGAUUGUUUCAGUUCUUUGCUUUUCUUUGUGGACUGUCCUGUCCAAACAGCGGUAUGAGUGUGGUGUGCUUGAUCACAGAUGGAUUGAGUCAUCAGCAUCAAUGUGACACUUGCAGGACACUACAACGUGGGACAUUGUUUGUUUCUUCCAUAUUUGGAAGAUAAAUUUACGCGUAGACUUGUUUUUGUAAGAUAUAGUUAAUUAAAAAUUAUUGAAAAGGUCUUGCAAUGACUUGUAUCCAGAUGCUUAAAAGAAAGCAUUGCUGCUACAAAUAUUUCUAUUUUUAGAAAGGGUUUUUAUGGACCAAUGCCCCAGUUGUCAGUCAAGCCUGGUGUUUUCAUUGUUUAAAAUGUCACCUGUAAAAUGGGCAUUAUUUAUGGGUUUUUUUUUUUUGCAUUCCUGAUAAUUGUAUGUAUUGUAUAAAGAAAGUCUGUACAUUGGAUUAUAACACUAGUAUAUUUAAACUUACAGGCUUAUUUGUAAUGUAAACCACCAUUUUAAUGUACUGUAAUUAACAUGGUUAUAAUAUGUACAAUUCUUCCCCCAUCCAACCACACAACUUUUUUUGUGUGUGAUAAACCAAUUUUGGUUUGCAAUAAAACCUUGAAAAAUAUUU
Condylura cristata (star-nosed mole) is the source of this 2927-nucleotide messenger RNA. RefSeq names its product serum/glucocorticoid regulated kinase 1 (gene SGK1). The record is from RefSeq and is a predicted model, not a curated record. The transcript has 14 exons. NCBI's taxonomy places the organism in Eukaryota, Metazoa, Chordata, Mammalia, Eulipotyphla, Talpidae. Gene Ontology annotation, biological process: protein phosphorylation. The coding region runs from base 332 to 1912 and encodes 526 amino acids. Gene Ontology annotation, molecular function: phosphatidylinositol binding; ATP binding; protein serine/threonine kinase activity.